This is a messenger RNA of Neomonachus schauinslandi (Hawaiian monk seal), 1380 nucleotides long. RefSeq names its product transmembrane protein 151A (gene TMEM151A). The transcript has a single exon. Lineage: Eukaryota; Metazoa; Chordata; Mammalia; Carnivora; Phocidae. Bases 1 to 1380 code for a protein of 459 amino acids. The record is from RefSeq and is a predicted model, not a curated record.
AUGGCCUGUCCUGACCCCCGCCUCUCCCCCUCUCUGCCCACCCUGCAGCAGCGGCCCUUGAAACAGUCCCUGGGAAGCUCCCUGUGCCGAGAGUCGCACUGGAAGUGCCUGCUCCUCACGCUGCUCAUCCAUGCCUGCGGCGCCGUGGUGGCCUGGUGUCGCCUGGCCACGGUGCCACGGCUGGUCCUGGGGCCUGAGGCAGCCCUGGCCCGCGGGGCCGGGGGCCCACCACCCACCUACGCAGCCAGCCCCUGCUCCGAUGGCUACCUAUACAUCCCGCUGGCCUUUGUCUCCCUCCUCUACCUCCUCUACCUGGCCGAGUGCUGGCACUGCCACGUGCGGGCGUGCCAGGCGCCGCGCACAGACGCCAACACCGUGCUUGCCCUGAUCCACCGGCUGCAGCAGGCGCCGCCCUGUGUCUGGUGGAAGGCCACCAGCUACCACUACGUUCGCCGCACCCGCCAGAUCACCCGCUACCGGAACGGCGACGCCUACACCACCACGCAGGUCUACCACGAGAGGGCCGACAGCCGCACGGCUCGGGGCGAGUUUGACUACUCCGCCCACGGCGUCCGCGAUGUCUCCAAGGAGCUCGUGGGCCUGGCUGACCACGCGGCCACGCGGCUGCGCUUCACCAAGUGCUUCAGCUUCGGCAGCGCCGAGGCCGAGGCCUCGUACCUCACCCAGAGGGCCCGCUUCUUCAGUGCCAACGAGGGCCUGGACGACUACCUGGAGGCCCGCGAGGGCAUGCACCUGAAGGACGUGGACUUCCGCGAGUCCCUCAUGGUGUUCGCGGACCCCCGCAGCCCGCCCUGGUACGCGCGCGCCUGGGUCUUCUGGCUGGUGUCGGCGGCCACGCUGUCCUGGCCACUGCGCGUCGUGGCCGCCUACGGCACGGCCCACGUGCACUACCAGGUGGAGAAGCUCUUCGGCGCCAGCUCGCCGCCCCCCGGGGCCGUGCCCAGCGGGCCCCCGCUCUCCCGCGUGGCCACGGUGGACUUCACCGAGCUGGAGUGGCACAUCUGCUCCAACCGGCAGCUGGUGCCCAGCUACUCGGAGGCUGUGGUCAUGGGCGCCGGCUCUGGCGCCUUCCUCCGGGGCUGCCCGCGCUGCCGUCGCUCCCUCAGCAGCAGCUCGCUGCCCCCCGCCCGGCCCAGCGGGCCCCGCCUGCCUUUCAGCCGCAGCCGCCUCUCCCUGGGAGCUGGGGGCCGGGCCACGCCGGGGGUCUUCCGAAGCCUGAGCGGGGGGCCGCUGGGGCGCCGUGGGGAGGACACAGAGCCCCUGGAAAGCCCACCAUGCUACGAGGACGCCCUUUACUUCCCGGUGCUCAUUGUCCAUGGUGAUAGCGGCUGCCAGGGGGACGGGCAGGGUGCACUCUGA